Messenger RNA from Episyrphus balteatus (marmalade hoverfly), 1389 nucleotides. RefSeq lists its product as uncharacterized. The coding region runs from base 258 to 1238 and encodes 326 amino acids. Lineage: Eukaryota; Metazoa; Arthropoda; Insecta; Diptera; Syrphidae. The transcript is spliced from 2 exons. The record is from RefSeq and is a predicted model, not a curated record.
AAGAAAACUUUAACCAAAAAGCUAUUUGCGGUAUUCAGUAGUGAUGUAAAUUUGCAUGGAAGAAUCAACAAAACAUCCUGUAAUAAAAAAAGAAGAAGCAAAAGCGUUAUAUUGUUGCUACCACCAUAAUUUACCAUUUGGUAACCACGAAAGUUGGUGUCUUGUUUCAGUCGAUGACAUACCGUGAAAACAACAGGACAUGUGGGAAUGUUUUUCAAUAAAGUUAACGUGAUAAAUAGAAAGAGUUUUCGACUGACAUGAAGAAUUCAACAAUUUGGGAGUCUGCCAGCAGGCCACUAUUUGUUAAAUCUGUUUGGCUAGAAGGAGGGUAUCGCCAUUUUAUUCUAGACCAUAAGCCAAAGCAACGAUUAGACGCACAUAUGAACUUGCGAAACAAAUCAUACGAUACAAUGCAGACUUCUGUUUACUGUGAUUUUUCGGAGCUUAAUAGAGAGCUAUUGUUGGUGGGAUCUUCUAAGGCUCAAUGCCAUCAGAACUUUUCACAACUAAAAAUUGAAAAGAAUUUAAUAGUAAAUCAUCGCCGAUUAUCAUCAAAAAACCUGUUCAUAGACCAUUUUAAAAGACGAUAUGAUCUCAUCCGAGAAGAAGCUCCUUCUAAAAGAAGUUCUUUACAUGACAUUAGUUCAGUUAUUACUAAUAAUUCACAUUCUGAUGAAAAACUUGCUGAAAGAGUUCUUAAUUGGUUGGAUCUGGCCGGAAAGACACCACUCCUUCGACCAAUCCAAGUUGAAAAUAUUAGUAAAAGAGUUACAAAAGAGCAACAUCCUCAAAAACUACAGCCGGAAUCAGCUUGCUCUAGAAGAAAUGAUUCAAUAAAGCAUAUUACAAUUAUUUUUAACAAAGAAGGAGUUCCCGUUCGUUUGAAUAGACCAGUAAGGAAUAUAGACUUAUGUGCAGUCUCUAGCAGUGCUGGGGUUGCUAGACGUUUAGCUGGCAAUUUAGCCUCCGCAAGGUUGUAUGGAGGAAAUGUUGUGAGAGAAAUUAGGAAUGAUACUGCAGCAGUUGAGAGCAGAAGGCCUAGACCAAAAACCUCUUGUACAAGGAGGAACUUUGCAUAUAAUGGUAUUGGAAAGAAAAAAACUGUAACGGAGCGGGAGAACUCAGCGUUAAGAGAUGCGAAAAGACAGUUACACAUAUUCAUGCCGAGUUUACCAAAGAAAACUAUGUUAAGCGAGGACACAGUGUGCAGUGAUUUAAAUAAAAUCAGUGUAAAAUAAAUUCAUAAAAAAAACUUCAAUACAUUUACUUGGUGAGAAAUUAUAUGUUACCUUUAAGUUAGCGGUUUAGCGGCAAAUUUAUUAUUCAAUAAACAGUUUUUUUUUAGUACAUAAAUAUAACAGCUAUUCAGUUAUUUAUUAAAACUACAAU